AUGCGUGCUGUUCAAGUCAAAGAAUAUGUUAAGGGCCCUGGUGAUCUCACCGUCACCGAAGUCCCCACCCCCAGCCCAUCGCCAGACAAAUACCUCAUUCAAAUCCACUCCGCCGGCACCAACUUCUUCGACAUCCUCCAGAUCCAAGGCAAAUACCAACAUCAACCUCCCCUCCCCUGGAUCGGUGGUGCCGAGUUUGCAGGAACCAUCCUCGCUCUCCCCACCAACUCCUCCUCCACUUCCUCCCGUUUCCGCGUCGGCGAUCGCGUCUUCGGCGCCACCCAAGGCGCCUACGCAACCCACAUUCUUGCGCCGGAAAACACCCUGCUCCCGAUCCCGGAGGGCUGGAGCUUCGAAGAUGCAGCCGGUCUGUUCGUCACCGCCCCAACCUCGUACGGCGGCCUGGUGCAGCGCGCAGGCGUCAAGCCCGGUGACUGGGUGCUGGUUCACGCUGCGGCUGGAGGCGUCGGGUUAGCCGCGGUACAGAUUGCCAAGGCCAAGGGGGCGACGGUGAUUGCGACGGCGGGGACGCCGCGUAAGCGUGAGAUUGCCAAGGAGUUUGGCGCCGACUACGUGAUUGAUUAUACCGAUGCGAAGAAGUGGGAGGAGGUGAAGGCGUUGUGUGCGCAGCACCGACAGGGCAAUGGCAAGGCGGGCGUGGAUAUUGUGUAUGAUCCCGUGGGAAUGAUCGAGGCCAGCUUGAAGUGUGUGGCGUGGAAUGCGCGCCUGUUGGUGAUUGGGUUUGCGGCGGGUAAGAUUGAAAAGGUGGCGUUGAAUCGGGUGCUGUUGAAGAAUGUGAGUCUGGUGGGAUUGCACUGGGGGCAGUAUGCCAAGUUUGAGACGGAGACGGUGGGAGAGGUUUGGAAGGGGAUUUUCGAUCUGGUGGCGCAGGGCAAGUUCCGGGGUACGGCGUUCAAGGACGAGAGUUUCUCGGGUUUGGAGAGUGUCUCCAAGGCGUUGCAGGCGCUGGGUGGGCGAGAGACGUGGGGGAAGGUGGUGGUGAAUGUGACGGGAGAUGAACAGGCGAAGAGCAAGCUAUAG
This is a messenger RNA of Penicillium oxalicum, 1041 nucleotides long. RefSeq names its product NADPH:quinone oxidoreductase family protein. Gene Ontology annotation, molecular function: zinc ion binding; oxidoreductase activity. Gene Ontology annotation, cellular component: mitochondrion. NCBI's taxonomy places the organism in Eukaryota, Fungi, Ascomycota, Eurotiomycetes, Eurotiales, Aspergillaceae. The record is from RefSeq and is a predicted model, not a curated record. The transcript is spliced from 2 exons. Bases 1 to 1041 code for a protein of 346 amino acids.